This is a messenger RNA of Colletotrichum lupini, 846 nucleotides long. RefSeq lists its product as uncharacterized. The record is from RefSeq and is a predicted model, not a curated record. Bases 1 to 846 code for a protein of 281 amino acids. The transcript has 2 exons. Lineage: Eukaryota; Fungi; Ascomycota; Sordariomycetes; Glomerellales; Glomerellaceae.
AUGCAGUCAUCUGAGAUUUUGUGGCGUCCUGCCGGUCAUGGCCCUUGGGCCCCCCAUCCAUCUGGUCGUGCUGGUUUAGAAUCAUUGGACAUUGAUCGGCAAGUGUUUUUCAUUGUCUCAAUCCGUCCUCCUCCCGCGUUGCUUAUUCCACCACCACCAGACAAGGGCGUCCCAGCCGGCAUCGUCAACUUUGCCCUCGCUCACAGACAAGAAGUGACUCCAACGUCAACGGGACGCAACGCGCCGUGCCACAUUGGUGGAGGAAAUAUUGAGAUGAAUGCUCUUCUUCACGAACCGUUCCGAACCGUCAACGGGUUUCGCAUUGUCAAACAGCAGAAUUCCAUUGCCCGGCCUCCCUUGACUCCAGGCACGUUGCGACCCUCAUUCUUGGCCAGAAUGGAACGCAAAAGGGCAGGCAGACCAGGACAUGCUCAUUGUGUCCUGCCUUACUGCCACUGCCUCGAACACUCCAAGACGGCGCCCAUGAAAGCUUUCAGCGAAAGGGACGGUGCGAAGCUUACGUUGCCGACCACAUGGCAAAACCCAUUGCUAUCUUUGGGGGCUGUGGACUAUCGACAAGUUCGCGCGUCGAGCUGCGUCUUUGUGGAAACUAGCCGCAUCUUUGGAAUCCAAAUUGCCUGGUGCACACCAUUCGUGCUGGACGAAAGUGAGCUAGACAUGCGAUGGGGAAGCAUCGGGGCCGUGUUUGCUUCCGUUUUUGCAAAGUGCCCUCGCACCAUUGAAGACAGCUGCAAGCUGCCUUCUCGACUCAAGGCGGUGCUCCUCUCGAUCCGCAGCGAAGCGGCAAGACCGGCGGGGAAGCCGUCGUACAGAAUCUCUCCAUGA